UGAAAAUGUUAUGUAAAAAUAAAUGUUAAAGUUAACAUCACGAUAUCUUUUUUAUAACAAAGUAAAAGGUAUGUCUGCUGUUUAUCCAAUUUUGCCUAAAUUGGUUGAACGAGAUGGUUUUGAUGAUGAAGACUUAACAGAUAUUGAUGAUGAAGUAUUCAUUAGAGAUGGAAAAAAUGGCGUAAAAUUAGAUGAUGAUGGUGUAGUUAAACGACCUUUAAUGGCACCUCGUAGAAAAUGUAAAAAGUUACAUAAUUUGGAAACAUAUAGUUUUUCAAACAAAGCUGGUUUUGGAUUUAUAGCAUUAAUAUUAUUAUUAAGUUUAAUUGUAUUAUGUAUAUAUAUUGUAAAUAUAAUUCCUGGACCAAUAUCAAUCUUAAAGAAUUGGUUAUCACAUGAUCUUAAAGAUUCAUUACGUGAGUCCAAUAUUGUUCCAUGCACAUCUCUAAAACCUAAAAUUUUAUGGACCAGAUCAUUACCAAAAUUAAUAUCCGAAUCUCCAAUAAGAAGCAAUGAUGUUAAUGGUGAUGGUGUUGAAGAUAUUAUCAUUGGAUUUAGUACAGGAUUAGAUGUGAAGAACAUUCCAGAAUAUAUUUGUGCAUUAUAUUUUGAUGGACAAGUUCCAUGUUUUGGAGGAGUUUUAGCUUUAAAUGGUAAAACAGGAGAUACCCUUUGGAUACAUUGGACAACGCAUGCAAUUUUUUCUGUUGACUGUGGUUUAGAUUUAACAAAUGACAAAAUUAAUGAUUGUAUUAUAUGUGGUCGAGGUGGAAUACUACAUGCAAUUAAUGGCUAUAAUGGAGCUAGUAUAUGGGAAAUACCAGUUCGUGAUUUAUCAAUUUCAGAAGAAUGGAAAUUUUCAGAUAUUUAUGACGCUAAAUUUAUUGCUGAUAUUGAUGAAGAUAACAUCGGUGAUAUUAUUGCAUCACAUACUAUUCAAUCAAGGGAAAUUCAUACAAGUGAAAUUCUUAUAAUAUCAGGAAUUAGUGGAAAUAUUAUACAUAGUUCAGUUUUACCAAAUACAGAGCAACUCUUUUUAGCACCUCAGAAAUUAGUUCAUCCAGAUGGAGAAAGUAUUUUUGUUCUCGUAACAAGCAGUCAAAAAAAAUCAAGUGGAUUGUAUGUAAUUCCUCAGGUGAAUUUAAUGUAUGGUAAUUUGAAAUUACGGAAAUUACACCAUGACACAGGGAGAGGAAACUUACUACCUCCAAUUUUGGUAGAUGUAACAUUAGAUGGAAUUGAGGAUAUUGUUGCUGCUAUGUUUAAUUCUACAAUAAUAGUUUAUAAUGGAUUAACCUUCGAACCUAUUUGGAAUUAUACAGUACCUAAUUCUGAAAUAAUAAGUAUACCUAUUCCUGGUUACUACAAUGAUGAUAAUAUUCCUGAUUUUAUGGUAAAACAUCAAAUAGGUUCAGGUUUCCCAACAUACUACUACACAGUUGCAACAAUUAUAGAUGGAAAAACUGGUGAAUCUUUGUUAGAAAAACCAAUAGAAGAUAGCUUAAGUAGAGAAAUGUCUGGUUUAUCUGUAACUGUUGAAGGAUUUGGAAAUGAUUGGUUCUUAUAUUGGUCUGUUAAUUGUUUAAAUUAUGAAGGAAUCAAAGAAAAAUAUCAGUUUCUAGAAAAUGAAGAUUUUAUAUCUGAAUCACAUACUGAUCUCUGUAAAUUACGGUUUAACUCUACUCUAAUUACAAAUUUAUAUGCAUUAAGUCAACAUGUUGGACCACCUGGUGUAUCAUUAUAUUUUUCUGAAGACUGGAAGUCUUUAGAAUAUAAUAAUUCCAUGAGUCCUAGAAUAGAGCUACAUGAAAAAACACCUUUUGUAUCUGAACAAUCUACAAAAAUUUAUCAAGGUGAAAAUAAAGAAAGCACCUCUAAACAAACGCAAAAAGAUUCAUAUGAAACAUACAAACAGUAUACAGAAUAUAAAAACUUUGCUCCUAUUAAUAGUCAAAUUGAUGUUUUAAAAAAAGGAAGUAAAUGGAACCAAAAAAAUGUACAAAUAGGUAAAGAUUAUGAGAUGUUAUAUGAUGAAAGUAAUAAAAUUAAUGUACAAGAAGAACAACCAAUAGAUUAUCAACGAAAAGAUGAAAUACGAGAAGAGAGAAGUAAUAUUAAUUAUAAAUUUAUUAAUCAAUUUGAUAAGAGAGUAAAUGAUUCUGUAAAAGUUAUGCUUAAUGAUAAAAUGAAUAUUACUAGUAAAACAUUUGAAACCUUUAAUAACAAUAUAGAUCUACACACUCAAAAUAAUGGGAAUACUGAUAAGGAAACAAUAUUACAUAAAAGAACAAUUAAUUUGAUGCAAUAUGAUAUAAACAAAACAAAAAGAGAAACUGGUCAAGCUUUUAUGGAUUUAAAACCCAUCAUUAAUGAAUUUUUUAAUAUUACAUCAAAAGAAGAGGAAACUGCUGUAAUAAAAUCAUUAAAAAACUUAAGUAGAAAGGAAAAUGUGAAACGAAAAUUGGUAUUGGAAUAUAAAUUUGGAACUAAAUUAAAAACACAAAGAGAAAAACGAGAAAUAAAAAUAAAAAAUAAUCAGAUAUAUUCAGUACGUGGUGUACAAAAGCAACCACCAACUGGAAUAUUAUUACCCUCUAUCUUAAAAUCAAAAGGAGUAACUUCUGUAGAUUUAGUAUUUUCUACAUUUUGGUUACCAUCCUCAGAAAUACCUGUAAUAUUAGUUCAAGAAGACUUAAAUUGUAUUCAUUGGAAAAAAAUGUUGUCAGAAAAAAAUUUACAAUAUAAGCAAAAUGAUGACAUUAUUAAGGAAUGUUUAAAUGAACGGGGCAUUAAUUAUAAGAUAUAUCAAGAACAGAAUAAUAAGGAAAAUUUUAAAAUUUCUCUUGGACAAAUGAAAAUAUAUAGAAUGAAAUUAGAAUGCACAUGUCCAGAUGAUAUGUUACCUAAUCAAAGUUGCAAAAAUAUAUCCAUGCAUCAGAGUUGGUCUGAAUAUCUAGGUUCACUUGGAAAUGGAUAUUUUAAACCAUUUUAUAAAACAAAUUUUUAA
Eufriesea mexicana is the source of this 3007-nucleotide messenger RNA. RefSeq lists its product as uncharacterized. The coding region runs from base 23 to 3007 and encodes 994 amino acids. The transcript has 5 exons. The record is from RefSeq and is a predicted model, not a curated record. Gene Ontology annotation, molecular function: protein binding. Lineage: Eukaryota; Metazoa; Arthropoda; Insecta; Hymenoptera; Apidae.